Molecule: messenger RNA, 1438 nt
Organism: Syzygium oleosum
Lineage: Eukaryota; Viridiplantae; Streptophyta; Magnoliopsida; Myrtales; Myrtaceae
Product: 2-alkenal reductase (NADP(+)-dependent)-like
Exons: 5
Coding region: 246-1292 (348 amino acids)
Biological process (GO): response to oxidative stress
Molecular function (GO): 2-alkenal reductase [NAD(P)H] activity
Source: RefSeq, a predicted model, not a curated record
UUGUCGUCUUCCUCCACACAUCGCUAUAGUCAUCGUCAUCGUCACCCGUCAACUCUUCCCACGUACUCGGACAGACACAAAGCAGAAAAAAAAGGGUCCUCUUUUGUCUCGCCAUUCAAGGCCUCUGCACCCGCGUUCUCGGCUCAGUCCAUAAGAACGGUACGCCAUUCGCACACCACAACACCUGCUCGUCUUUCUCUCUUCUGGGUGUUACGCGUUUCGUCCAAAAGGAGUGGCGGAGAGCGAUGGCUGGUGGGGAUGGCGAGGGAGUGAGGAACAAGCAAGUGAUAUUCAGGGGCUACGUGAGUGGUUCCCCCGAGGAGACGGACAUGGAGGUGCGCGAAUCCACCGUGGAAUUGCGAGUCCCGGAGGGCUCCAGUGGCGUUCUCGUGAAAAAUCUCUACUUGUCCUGCGAUCCUUACAUGAGGAUUCGCAUGAGGAAGCUCUAUAUCCCCGGUUACCGCGAUUCCUUCGAACCUGGUUCGCCUAUUGCUGGAUAUGGAGUAGCUAGAGUUUUGGAAUCUGGUCAUCCAAAUUUCCAGAAAGGCAACUUGGUUUGGGGCAUCACUGGAUGGGAGGAGUAUAGUCUAAUUACUGUACCAGAGACUUGCUUUAAGAUUGAACACACCGAUGUUCCUCUGUCUUACUAUACCGGCCUUUUCGGUAUGCCAGGCAUGACGGCUUAUGCCGGGUUUUUCGAGGUAUGCUCUCCUAAGAAAGGAGAGACUGUUUUCAUAUCGGCAGCAUCGGGAGCCGUUGGUCAGCUUGUUGGCCAGUUUGCAAAGUUGUUGGGUUGUUAUGUUGUUGGCAGCGCUGGUAGCAAAGAGAAGGUUGAUUUGCUGAAGAACAAGUUUGGUUUUGAUAAUGCUUUCAACUACAAGGAGGAACCGGAUCUGGAUGCAGCACUGAAAAGAUGCUUCCCUAAAGGUAUCGAUAUCUACUUUGAAAAUGUCGGCGGAAAGAUGCUUGAUGCAGUGCUGCUCAACAUGAAACUUAAUGGCCGAAUUGCAAUUUGUGGAAUGAUCUCACAGUACAACCUCGAGCAGCCUGAAGGUGUACACAAUUUGAUGAGCCUUAUCCUGAAGCGGGCUCGAAUGGAAGGUUUCAUAGUGUCCGAUUAUUAUCAUCUCUAUCCGAAGUUCCUGGAGACGGUGUUGCCUCAGAUCAAAGAGGGGAAGAUUGUGUACGUGGAAGACAUCGCCGAAGGGCUCGAGAAUGGUCCGGCUGCUCUUGUCGGGCUGUUCUCCAGUCGCAAUGUCGGGAAACAAGUGGUCGUGGUUUCUCGCGAAUGAGUUAGCUUUCUGUUCUUCUUCAUCGGCAUAGUCUCUUUUUGCCUCGUGCUUUGGAAAGGAGUUGUUUUCCUUUUGUCUUUGCCCUGCCGUUCUGUCAUGCGGGAACAUAGAGCGGUUUCUUUGGUUUGGUGAUGGUGCAAAGGACA